Messenger RNA from Sphenostylis stenocarpa, 2034 nucleotides. The record is from the annotation of a GenBank genome assembly. Lineage: Eukaryota; Viridiplantae; Streptophyta; Magnoliopsida; Fabales; Fabaceae.
AUGUGUGGGACAAGGGAGCUUAUGAAGUCCAAUGAAAUUAAGAAAAUGAGGGAUAAGGUGGAGCUUAAAUGCUGGGUUGCUGAUUUAAAGCAAGUGGGAGGACCAUGUUUGAUUAUUUCACAGACAAUGAACAAUAAAGAUGUAAAACCAGUCACCCAGUCAGACAAGGGCAAGAUUGUCCCUAUGGCAAUCAUAUUUGUGGUGCUAUGUGGAUUUUCUUUCUAUAUGGGUAUAAUCUUUUGUUCUGAGAAGGACGGUUUUGCGUCAAUUUACAGCCAGAAAUCCAUUGAAUCUCCCAAGGAGUCAUCAAUAAGUUCUCUGUCGAUUAAAUACAUCAGUUUUCCUGAAUGCGGUGCUGACUAUCAAGAUUACACUCCAUGCACCGAUCCAAGGAGAUGGAGAAAAUAUGGCUCCUAUAGGCUUACUUUGUUGGAACGCCAUUGCCCUCCAAAAUUUGAGAGGAAAGAAUGCUUAGUUCCUCCCCCAGAUGGGUAUAAGCCUCCAAUUAGAUGGCCAAAGAGCAGAGAUGAAUGUUGGUACAGGAAUGUCCCAUAUGACUGGAUUAACAAGCAGAAGUCCAAUCAGCAUUGGUUGAAAAAGGAAGGCGAGAAAUUCAUCUUUCCUGGUGGGGGUACUAUGUUCCCCAAUGGUGUUGGUAAAUAUGUUGAUUUGAUGCAAGAUCUGAUCCCAGAGAUGAAAGAUGGGACUAUUCGAACUGCCAUUGAUACUGGUUGUGGGGUUGCUAGCUGGGGUGGUGACUUGCUGGAUCGUGGGAUUUUAACACUUUCUCUUGCACCAAGAGAUAACCAUGAAGCUCAGGUUCAAUUUGCUCUGGAGCGUGGUAUCCCUGCAAUACUCGGUGUCAUUUCUACUCAGAGACUUCCAUUCCCUUCAAACUCCUUUGAUAUGGCUCAUUGCUCCAGAUGCCUUAUCCCCUGGACAGAAUUUGGUGGAGUUUAUCUCCUUGAAAUACAUCGGAUUCUUCGGCCUGGAGGAUUUUGGGUCUUGUCUGGUCCACCAAUAAACUAUGAGCGCAGGUGGCGUGGAUGGAACACAACCAUUGAAGCACAAAGAUCAGAUUACGAGAAGUUGCAGGAAUUGCUGACUUCAUUGUGCUUUAAAAUGUACAAGAAAAAGGGUGACAUUGCUGUAUGGCGGAAGUCUCCAGAUAACAAUUGCUAUAAUAAGUUGACUAAAGAUACCCAUCCACCUAAAUGCGAUGAUAGCCUCGAACCAGAUUCAGCAUGGUAUACUCCUCUUCGUAAUUGUAUGGUGGUUCCAGAUCCUAAGUUUAAGAAAUCAGGUCUGUCAUCCAUUUCUAAGUGGCCUGAACGAUUGCAUGUUACACCAGAACGGAUCUCAAUGGUUUAUCAUGGGAGUGGUAGUACUUUCAAACAUGAUGACAGUAAGUGGAAAAAGCAGGUAGAGUACUACAAGAAGUUGAUCCCUGACCUUGGGACCGACAAAAUAAGAAAUGUAAUGGACAUGAAUACAGUAUAUGGAGGUUUUGCUACAGCCUUGAUUAAUGAUCCUGUUUGGGUCAUGAAUGUGGUCUCAUCUUAUGCUCCCAAUUCACUUCCUGUGGUUUUUGAUCGAGGCCUUAUUGGAACCAUCCACGACUGGUGUGAAGCUUUUUCGACGUAUCCUCGAACAUAUGACCUACUUCAUCUUGAUGGACUGUUCACAGCAGAAAGCCACAGGUGCGAAAUGAAGAAUGUGUUGUUGGAAAUGGAUCGAAUCUUGCGACCUUGGGGUUACGCAAUCUUUCGAGAAUCCAGUUAUUUUAUGAAGGCUAUAGCAACCAUUGGCAAGGGCAUGCGUUGGGAAUGUAGUAAAGAAAACACUGAGACUGGCAGUGACACGCAGAAGAAUCCAAAUGCUGCCAUUGUGAAGGAAUCAAACUAUACGGGAAGCAUAUGCAUUCCCACCCACGAGUACUGCCAUUUGAAGGACGAUGAUAUUUUUGUACAGAUUGUUUGUGGAGAAGAGCAAUGGACUUAUAUUAAUGCUGAGCAUGAUAUAAUAAUAUUCUGA